Molecule: messenger RNA, 3382 nt
Organism: Lucilia cuprina (Australian sheep blowfly)
Lineage: Eukaryota; Metazoa; Arthropoda; Insecta; Diptera; Calliphoridae
Gene: drm
Product: protein drumstick
Exons: 3
Coding region: 1916-2161 (81 amino acids)
Biological process (GO): embryonic hindgut morphogenesis; embryonic pattern specification; embryo development
Cellular component (GO): nucleus
Molecular function (GO): RNA polymerase II transcription regulatory region sequence-specific DNA binding; DNA-binding transcription factor activity, RNA polymerase II-specific
Source: RefSeq, a predicted model, not a curated record
UGUGUGAACGUGUAGCACGGCAAAACAGAAACAUUUAACAAAUAAUAAUAAUACGUACGUACGUAACUACAUACAUACAUACAAACAGAAAGACCGUUGUUUUCUUUCUACACUGUGAUCAUUUCAUUUGUUGUUUUUGUUCGUUUAAAAACAACGACCGAUGAGUUUCGUACGAUCGCUAACUUGAAACCUAAACAUCACACUCUACUACAAAUACUACUACUACUUCUACCUUUAUAAUAUACAAAAAAAAAAAAACUCCACAAGCAGAAGCCACUCGCGAGCUCAACACAGGCAGCCGUUAAGCUGAAAUUUCGAUCGUAACUUUGCAGUUGACUGUCGCGCACGGAAGCGUUCGGAAGUGGAAUAUAUUUUAUUAAUAAUAUUAACGUCUCCACCAACAAAACCAAGCAACAACCAACAACCAACCAGCAAACAAAUCAAACUUUUUUUUAUUAAACUCAGUUUAACAAAAAAGCAACAACAACAACAACUACUACCACCAACAGCAGCAGCAAGCAGUAUUAUUACUUGUCUUAACUUGACUCAACAACGCAAAGCGACUUGACUUGCUUACUACCAAAAGAAGCUUGGCUUAUUUAGUUUGUUAGCAAUCACGCACCAACAAGUAGUAACACGCGUAGUUAUUACACCAAACAAAAAAAAGUUUAAAUUAUAAAAAAAUUUUAAAAUUAAUUUAAAUAAUCAAUAAACUAAAAGAUCAACCAAAAAAUAAAGAAACUGGAAAAAAUUGGAACAAAAAAAAUUUUAUAAAGAAAAAAAAUUAAAAAUUAUAAAAGAAAUUUAUAAUUUUACAAAGUUACUGCAAUAAUUAAGAACAAAGUUUUAUUAACUAGUACCAGUUUUUAAAAACCAACUGUUUGUUACAACCAUUAAUAAGCUGAGACGUGAUCAAUCAAAUGUUUAAAACAUUUUGAUUUUAUUUCAUUCCAUUCUUUAAAAAAGAUAUCGUUAUUUUUUUCGGUGACAAUUGCAGCCAAUCAGACUGGCAAGUUGAAAAACAACAAAAAACUAUAACAACGCCCACCAUUAUUAUAAGUUUGAAUUUGAAAGAAAAAAAAAACUACCACCAACAAACAAUUUUUCAAACGCCAUACUAGUUGAAAAAAAUACAUAAAAAGCGGAACAACAACAAUAACAAAAGUGCUAAAAAGGCGUUUAAAUCAAGCAUUUGAAAUAACACGUCACACUGUCAGCAACUCUCUUCAUAACGGUUGUUAUCACCCAGAACCACAAACAAUUCAACACUAACAUUUUAAACAUCAAACCGUAUACAACGCGCAACAAACGAGCCAAUCAGAAUAAAAAAAAUAAAUUACGAAAAUUCAAAAACAACAAAUAAAUAUUAAAAAAAUCAACAUACCGACGCCAUAAAAAAACCCCCCAUAAGAUUAAUCAUUCUUAUCAGUUUGAUUAAAAAGUAAAACAGCAACAACAACAACAACCACAGCCAGAAGAAAUUCUAAUAACAAAAUAAAUAAAAAAAGAACAAUUAAAACAACUACACACAGUGUUAGUGGAUAAAAAGUAAAGAGUGUAUUAAAGAAACAAUAAUAAAAACAAACAAUUACACUAAUACCAUUAAACAACUACUUUGAGAGUAAUACAUAACGUAAUCAUACACGCAAGUACACUCUAGAAAUAGAAAAAAAAAUAGAGUAGAGUAAAUUUAUAACGGUUUAACUGUGUGAUUUACACGACAAUUGUGAGUGAGCUUGAUUUAACUGUUUUGUUUGUUUUGUUUAUUUCAUUUGUGUGUCCUCGUCGUCUAUCUGUUUUUUUUAACAUCUGUUUAGUGUUUGUGAGUGUGUAUUUGUGUGAAAAAAAGUAGAAAACAACAACAACAACAACAGAAGAACAAAAACAACAACAACAAAAAGCACUACUAAGCACCAUGUUCGCUGUAAUGAGAAUCGACAAUGAUGACUGCCGGUCGGACUUUCGUCGCAAGAUGCGUCCGAAGUGUGAGUUCAUUUGCAAGUAUUGCCAGCGGCGUUUUACCAAACCGUACAAUUUAAUGAUACACGAACGUACCCACAAAUCACCAGAAAUCACAUAUUCCUGUGAGGUCUGCGGCAAAUAUUUCAAACAACGUGAUAAUCUCAGACAACACAGAUGUAGUCAGUGUGUCUGGCGAUAAAUUACUCUACUAUUCUACUAUAUUUUGUUGUAAAGCACCAUUAUAUUUUUUUAAAUAAAUGUCACCACUUAUUUACCACGCACUAUACAUAAAAAAGAAACACAGCAACUGCAACAACAACAACAACAACAAAAAAAACAGCAAUAAUCAUAAAACACCUUUAAGUAUUUUACAAAAAAAAGAUAAAUUUUGGAUAAAAAAUGUCACAUAAAAUUUAAAUAAAAAAACACCAACUCUAAGUAUGGUCAAAGACAUGCAACUCUACAAUAAAUAUCUUUAACAACAACAGCAAUCACUCAUAUGUAAAAAAAACAAUUUAAAACAUACACACACAUGCACUUUAUUCCUGCUAAAGAUCAUUACAAGAAAAUGAUCAUCAAGGUUUAUCUUAAUAACUGCUAAUGGUGACUGAUUUAACUGUUAAUCUAACCCUCCAACUAAAGCUUAAACAUUAUUGAAAAUGAUCACAGCUUCAGAAAAGCUAAAAUGAUGACACUGCUGAUGAUAAUGAUGAUGAUGUUGUUGGUGAUCAUGAUAAUAAGCUGUACCUAAGGUGGGUGGUUGUUAUUCUAAACCAUCGGGUGAAAGUGUGUGGUGUUUGUUUUUUUGGAUUUUUCUUUCUUUCUUUGGUGUUUGUAACAACUGUCAAAAGGUGAUGGUUUCAUUUGACAACACUUGGCUGAUGACAUAAAGUUUACAAAAAAAAAAAAAAAAUCAUUCACUCAAGGGAAUAUUGAUGACUUUAAGAGGGCGUUUAUUAUGGAUGUUUUAUGGCUUAGAAAUAACAUUUGGUUACAACAUCAGCUUAUAGCACAGCAACAACAUAACCACAACAACAUUGAACACUAUGUAUAUACUGUCUGCGAAUACUAAAUCAAUAUAUAUAUAAAAAAACUUAACAGCAUUAUUUUACAUAAAUAUUAAAAAAAAACAUUUUACAAAAAACCGCUUAAAAUCUUCUCUGAAUAUUUUUCACAAAUAUUCUUAAAGCAAGACUUAAAACAAACAUAAAACUAAUGCGCAGGCGCAUUAACCAACAUAUUUAUAAAAUUUGUUUACAGAACCAUACAUCCAUAAGCUACAACAAACAACCACAAACAAAAACAACUUCAUCAGACCAAAUUCAAGUAAAAAUCCUACCAACCCAACUACCAAACCGAUUCUUAAAAAAAACUCCAAAAAAAGAAGAAGACAACUAAAAAAAGAAGAAGACAAACGAAA